AUGUCGUCCACCGGUGGUAGUCUUCACUCCAAGCUCGUGUCGCUGAUUAGCCGUGGUCAGGAGUUUACCAGCAUUUUCUUUUACGCUCCUGUAAAAGAAAAUUGCCACCUGGAGGACACUCUAUCUUCGGCCACUUGGGGACUGCCCUUGGUGAUAUGGCGUUCGGAUAGGACGGUGAUCCUAAAUGGAUUCCUCGGCGAGGGUCUCUUGGUGCUGGCCUGCCUGCCUGAAUUCCAUUGGAGAGCUCUGCUGGGCAGCCUGUCGAGGAGUUUGAAGUAUCUAAGACAGGCCAGAGUACUCAUCGAAUUCAUGGAGGAAAGGGACGAAUUUCUGGUCAAUCAAGUGCUGGAGUUUUGUCUCAGUCAGGAUAUGAUUAAUGCCAAUGCCAUAUUCAGCGAUUUUGCAGAGACUCAAGUGGUCAGCAGCUUUGAGGCCUAUCCGCAGUUCGAAGUGAUGAACCAAACCUUCACAGAGGACACUCAGGUGUCUGAACUGUAUCCAAAUAAGAUGAUAGACCUCCGGGGCGGUAGAAUACGCACCAUGCCCGACUACUCGGAGCCAAAUACGAUUCUCUACCAGGACAAGCAGGGCAACAAACAGAUCCUGGGCUAUUUGUGGGACAUCAUGGAGGCCUAUGCCCACAAGCACAACGCGCAGCUGCAGGUGGUCAAUAAGUAUGCGGAUGACAGGACCCUCAACUUUAUCGAACUCCUGGACGUGGCCCAAAGCGGCAUUAUAGACGUGGCUGCCAGCAUUCAGCCCAUGUCGAUGGGUGGCCUGGAUCGCGUUCACGAGAUGUCCUAUCCGGUGAAUCAGGCCAGUUGGUGCACCAUGUUGCCGGUGGAGAGGCAACUCAAUGUGUCCGAGUUGCUCUCCCGGGUGCUGCCCUAUCCAACGUUUGCCCUCCUGAUUUUUCUCUGGAUUUUCUACGAGGUGCUGCGGGGACGAUGGCGUCGGCAUCAGAGGCUCCAGCGGAUGGGCUGGCUGGUAUUGGCCACUUUGGUUACUUCCAAUUACCUGGGCAAACUACUCACUCUCUUCGCCGAUCCUCCAUCUUUGCCACCCAUCGACAGCCUGGCCGCUUUGAUAGAGUCGCCAGUGCGCAUCAUCUCCAUUAGAUCUGAAUACUCAUCCAUUGAAUUCACCCAGCGCACCAAAUACUCCGCUGCAUUCCGUCUAUCUUUGAAGACCUCGACGUUGAUUGGCCUGCGAAAUGCCCUAAAUACCUCCUAUGGAUAUACCCUAACCAGUGAAAAAUGGAAAAUGUACAGGGAGCAGCAGAAGCGUAGCGCCAGACCUCUCUUUCGCUACUCCAAGGACCUGUGCUUCUACGAGAUGGUUCCCUUCGGCCUGGUCAUCCCAGAGAACUCGGCGCAUCGAGCUACCCUGCACAAUUUUACUCUGUUACUUUCGCAGUCGGGUCUGCAUGACUUGUGGGUGGCCAGGGGUUUCUACUACAUGGUCAAGGCGGGCAAAAUAAAUUUAGUGGACUUUAAGGAACGUUAUCAGCCCGAAACCCUGACCAUCUCGGACCUGCGACACGUCCUCGUCCUUUAUGGUUCAGGUGUGCUAAUUAGCAUGGCUCUGUUUACCUGUGAGCUAUUUGUCAGCUGGGUAAACUAUUGGCUGGGCUUUUAA
Messenger RNA from Drosophila takahashii, 1638 nucleotides. It is a transcript of the gene Ir94g, whose product is annotated as Ionotropic receptor 94g. The record is from RefSeq and is a predicted model, not a curated record. Lineage: Eukaryota; Metazoa; Arthropoda; Insecta; Diptera; Drosophilidae.